UCGAAAUUCUUGGCGUAGGGCUUUUUCGUUUGGAUGGAUUCCAUCGAGAAGGGUCCGAUCGAGGGAUUCUUCGUAGAAUGUGGAAUGCGGGCGUCUAGGAUGGUCUUGGGAGUGAUCGAUCGCGGAGGUGAGAGGGAUGUAGAUUUUGAGCUAUCCUCUUGGAAUCCGACCAAGGGCGAUACGCUUGCGAUUGUCGUCAGGGUGCCGCCUCCCAGUGAUCUCUUCCAGAAGCUCAACUUGUCUCUCAGGGAGAUUGUUUGGGGAAAUUCUUUUGUGAGCGUUACUUAUGGCGGGAGUGAGAUUCCAGCGUACCCGAUCACCGAGGAAAAAUCUAUCUGGAGAGCACUGGCGCCGUCCACGCCUCUCGAUGUUCCUGGACCUCGCUCGCUCGCAGUGGACGUAAGAGAUGGACGACACAAGCUCUAUCGUGGAAACAUACAGAUUGUUGACAAGGACUAUCCAGUGGAAUCGAUCUGGCUCAGCGAUACAAAGUCUAGCAUUUCUGGAACUAGGAAGGAGAAAGCGGCCAUGGAGGUGUUGCGACUUAGCAAAACACCUGUCCAGCAUUGGUCCGGUCCCUUUAAGCUUCCAGCACAGGGAGAUGUCACUACUGGAUUCGGCCUCCAACGUUUCUACAACGGAGUUUUCGCUGAAAACUACUAUCAUCAAGGAAUCGACUAUGGUGCCGAAGAGGGGACUCCUGUCAAGGCACCCGCGAAGGGUCGCGUGGUUCUUGUUGGUAAGGAAGCUGAUGGUUUCCAGCUUCACGGGAACUGCAUUGGCCUGGACCAUGGUCAUGGUGUAACUUCCAUCUUAAUGCAUCUCUCAUCGGUAGACGCCGUUGAAGGAGAGAUAGUGAAACAAGGCGAUACCAUUGGCGCCGUGGGAGAAUCCGGCCUCGCAACAGGACCACAUUUGCAUUGGGGCCUCCUUGUCAAUGGGAAAGCCGUGGAUCCCAACCAGUGGCUGGCAAAACAAUGGUGGCUCUAAUAUACCAUGGAUUUUUGUUUUGGUUGUCAAUCUUUCGCAAUGAAUUUUAGCUUGCAAGAGAAGUUAUUAUUUGUUGUAUUUCUCCAGCA
Selaginella moellendorffii is the source of this 1079-nucleotide messenger RNA. RefSeq lists its product as uncharacterized. The transcript is spliced from 7 exons. The coding region runs from base 34 to 990 and encodes 318 amino acids. Gene Ontology annotation, molecular function: metalloendopeptidase activity. The record is from RefSeq and is a predicted model, not a curated record. NCBI's taxonomy places the organism in Eukaryota, Viridiplantae, Streptophyta, Lycopodiopsida, Selaginellales, Selaginellaceae.